Cucurbitaria berberidis CBS 394.84 is the source of this 1569-nucleotide messenger RNA. Its product is annotated as short-chain dehydrogenase. Bases 451 to 1422 code for a protein of 323 amino acids. Lineage: Eukaryota; Fungi; Ascomycota; Dothideomycetes; Pleosporales; Cucurbitariaceae. The record is from RefSeq and is a predicted model, not a curated record. The transcript has 2 exons.
CUCUCGAGCUCGCAAACAGUCGGUGAGGCUAUCUUUUGCAUACGUGAUAACGAAAUUCUUAGCGCGGCGUACCCACUUCCGUGCUUUGUCCUAAAUCCGGUUCUCUGCGCUACUGAACAGGCUAUCACAUGAAAAGAGCAGGAUGGCCUACUACAUACAGACAGUGGCGCCGAAUAGUGAUACGCGGACUGUAGGCAAACGGAGAUAGUGGCGAUCUAGAAGAAGAAUCGAGCGAAGGUGUGAUGUUUUUCUCGUCGAGGUGGUGGUGAUGCCGACGUUCGACCGCAGCCUUCCGUCCGGUCCGGUACGGUAGACUAUGUAGCCCGUAUGUCAUAGACGACAGCCAUAGAAAAAGAAUACUUCAAAAGGAACGCUGAACGCUCUUCUCUUCACGACGCAGCUUCAUUCCAUUAUCGCUACUAAUAAACUGCCAUCGAACCGCAAACGACAAUGGGUAACCAAAUCAGCCAAGCGUAUCCGCCCGCGGCCAAGUUUACGGAGACUUCGCUAGGCGACUUGAAAGGCAAGGUCUACAUCGUCACCGGCGCAAACGCAGGAGUCGGAAAAGAACUCGCGCGAAUCCUCUACUCGCGCAACGGCACCGUCUAUGUUGGUGCGCGGAACUCUGAGAAGGCGAAAGCAGCAAUCGCCUGGAUCAAGGAAAGCCAUCCCACCGCACAAGGCGCAUUGCACUAUCUGCACCUGGAUCUGAACGACUUGGAGGGCAUCAAGCCAUCAGUUGAGGAGUUCUUGAGCAAAGAGAAGAGAUUGGAUGUCCUGUUCAACAACGCCGGCGUAAUGGUGCCACCCCAAGGCUCCAAGACGAAACAAGGAUACGAACUGCAAUUGGGCACGAAUUGCGUUGCGCCAUUCCUCUUCACAAAGCUGUUGACCCCCUUGCUCGCUCAGACCGUAAAAUCAAGUCCGGCGGGAUCUGUCAGGGUGAUCUGGGUGUCGAGCUCUGCAGCACAUCUUGGCGCCCCCACCGGAGGCGUAGACCUGCAGAAUCUCGACUACCACGUCGACAAGUGGGCUAGCCAAAAGUAUGCUGUUAGCAAGGGCGGCAAUGUGCUACAUGCAGUUGAGUUCCAGCGACGGUACAAGCAGGAUGGUAUUGUUAGUGUGUCACUCAACCCUGGCAACCUAGCCUCAGAUCUACAACGGCAUAUUUCACCUCUUCAAGCCUUCUUUGUAUCCCUCAUGGUGUACCCGGCUGUAAACGGCGCCUACACGGAGCUCUUCGCCGGCUUGUCGCCAGAUGUCGCGUCUAUCAAGCAAAACGAGUGGGUCAUUCCCUUUGGUCGUAUAUGCCCGCUGCGCAAGGAUCUUGCUCAAGCUGGCCUUCUCGAGGAGGAUGGGGGAAGUGGGAUUGCCAAGAAAUUUUGGGAGUGGACUGAGGAGCAGGUUGCGCGGUAUGCAUGAGGGCGAGAGGGAGCUUGCUUUUGGGGUGGCUGCAGUAUAGGAGGGCGGGGUUUUGUGCGUUCCGGGCGUUUUCAAGAGAAUAGAGUGUAUUAUUAGGUUGCACGGAAUAUCCUUAAUCGUAUCUUCGCCAAUACAAGAUUUUACAAC